UUAAUAAUUAAUAAUACUUUGAUAAUUUGAUUAUUUUCACAUUUAACUUUAAUUUAAACUUAACAAUUGUCAUUUAAAUUUAACUUUAGUUUUUCAUAUUAACUUUAACGUCAUACCAAUUAGUUAACUACAUAUGACAACUUAGUCAUUUUCAAAAAUUUUAAAUAAUUUUAAUAACACAGAUGUCGCUAGGAACUAUUGUUUCCGUCAGCAGGCUGUCGUUUUGAAUAUUGUCAGUAACAGCUGUUCUUUGUACGAAUGGUGGCCAUUUUGUUAAAAAAAACACAUUAAAUGUGAUUUUUAACAUUUAAGGGUUUUUUACCCUAACCAGUGGUUAUAUCCCUGGGUUAAUUUUUAAAAUAUAGAAUGUGUUUGUUCGAAGUUUUCUCUUCUUUUGAGGUUUUUACACCUAUAAGACGAUAGCUCUGAUGAUGGCAUUAAUAUGCUGAAAGUACUUAGCUGAUUUAAUAAAUUAAUUUACACACUAUCAGUCUUUUGAAAACAUACACCAGUUCCCGUUUAGAUUUAUAUAGAAGUGUGUACAAGUCAAACAGUCUUUUUCUAUUCAUUAUCUACAGUAUGGUAGUUGACUUUAGUAAAUACCUAAGACUGUCAAAGAAGAGAGAGUUGCUGAACAUCGACAUUUGGUUCAUCCACAAAUGCAUUAAAUUCAAAGUUACACCAACUUUUGCAAAAUGUAAGGUACCUUCCACUGCUACUCUUAAUUUUAAGUCACAAAUAGAAAGGAAAUUUCUUCAAAAAGAACUUUGUAAACAUCAUGCUCAUUUAGAUAAGAUUAAUGUUCAGCUUAAAAUACUUUAUGACAACAUUGUAAGAGAGGUUCCGUUUGAUAAUUUCAGAGAUUCCAUAGCCAAUCAUUUAGAUAAUUUAGAGUACAUAAAACAGUCCAAAUUCAAUAGAGUAAAUAACAAGCUUCACAAUUUGAUAAAAAAGAAAAAUAAUCUCAACAGUAAUAGUCAAAACACUAAUAGAUUGAUGGGUUCCUUUAAGUUUAGAUUUCACAAACGUACAGUUAACUUGUCAACUUGCUCUUUCACUAAUAAAGAACUUGAUUUUCUGUCCAACGGGUUAAAAUUCUCUACUCUAGUACCUUUUAACAAUAAAAUGGUUGAGGAAUUUUCAGUUGACAUUGAUACCGUAAUAGAAAGCUUACCUUUAGACAACAUUUCUAAAACUAACUUAAAAAGCAAUUGUUUUCUUUCUUUACAAAAAGAUCUGAUCAAAUUUAAUAACAAUGUUAAUAACAUUAAAACCAAAUGUUUUAAACAACUCCAUUUGAUUAGACAAUUAUCCUUCAAACUGAAAAGUAAUAACCUCAUCAUAACUAAAGCUGACAAAGGCAACUGCCUCAUCAUCAUGCAUCAUAGUGAUUAUGUUCAGAAAACUGAAGAGUUUUUAAGAAAUAACAACUUUGACAUUUUAGAUAGAAAUCCUCUAAAUAAAUUAAUCACUAACCUAAAAAAUACCUUAUCUAAACAUAAAGAUUUCCUACAAUUACAUAAAACGAAAGAAAAAACCUUCAUUUUGUCAAAUCCUCAAAUACCUAGACUAUAUGGUUUACCAAAAAUUCACAAACCGAAUGUUCCUAUGAGACCAGUGGUUAGCUUUUACAACACACCAGUUGUUACAUUGUCUAAAUUCAUUAAUUCCAUUUUACAAUCUACAAUAACUUUACAACCUUCUUAUUCUGUCAAAAAUUCUACCGAUUUAGUAAAUAAGCUGUCAGUUUUAAACUUACCUAGAGACUUCUUUCUAGUUUCUUUUGAUGUAAGUAAUUUGUUUACUAAUGUACCUAGAGAUGAAACCAUUCCUUUAGUGGAGGAUUUACUUAUUAAAAGUAAUAUUAAUAGAGUUUCAAUUCCUCACUUGUUGGAUUUACUUAAAUUUUGUUUAUCGCAAGAUUUCUUCACCUUUAACGAUAUUAUUUAUAGACAAGCACAAGGCUUGGCAAUGGGGAAUCCUUUAUCACCUUUGCUAGCAGAUUUGUUUCUUAACAACCUCGAGGUUAACAUAUUUGAUAAUAAUUCUUCGAACCAAAACUCUUUCCAAAAAAUCUUAUACUGGUUCAGGUAUGUUGAUGAUGUAUUGGCUAUUAUAGAUGGCAAUUCUACAGAUGCUGAAAAUAUUCUUUAUUUGCUCAACAAUUUACAUCCAGCUAUAAAUUUCACUCUAGAAACCGAGUCCAACAAGUCUAUAAAUUUUCUAGACCUUACUUUAACUAGGAUGGACAGUAAAUUAAUUUUUUCAGUCUUUAGAAAACCUACUCAGACUGACCAUACCAUCCCUAGAUCUUCUAACCAUCCCUUUCAACAGAAGAUGGCUUCCUUUUAUUGCUACAUCCAUCGUUUACUUAGUCUACCAUUAUCAGAUACUAAUUUCAAUUCAGAAUUAGAUAUUAUCAAACAACUUGCAUAUAGUAAUGGUUACUCCCCUACUUUAGUUGAUAACAUCCUCAACAAAUUAAGGAGUAAAAGGAAUAGAUCCCUAGCUUACAAUCCUGUUCUUAAUAAUUCCACUACAGCAGUUAUGUAUAGAUCAAUAUCAUACAUAGGUUAUCCUUCAGAUAAUAUAGCCAAAAUCCUAAAUAACAUCCCCAACCUUAAACUAUCAUUCAAAUGUAAGGAAAAUAUCAAAUCUAUUUUUUCUCACACCAAAGAUAAAAUUGGAAAAACAUCAAAAAGUGGUAUAUACAAAUUGUCCUGUGGAGACUGCCCUGUUACCUAUGUGGGGAGAACUAUGCGACCUUUGGAAACACGCAUCAAAGAACAUUUGUCUAAGAUUGACAAAUCUAGUUUUGGCAAUCACUUACAUGCUUCUAAACAUAACUUCAGUCCCCAAAGAGAUAGUAGGAUUCUACAUAGUAUACCCAUUAACAACUAUACAAAAAUGAAUUUAUUAGAAGACUUAGAAAUUAGCAGGGAAUUAAAAAGAAAUCCUCAAAAUUGUGUUAACACCCAGGUUCAAUUAAAUUGUAAAUUUGAUCCAAUCUUUAAGAAGUUUCUUUAAUACUGUUAUAUUCAGCAUGCCCAACAAUUGCUCUAGUUUUUUGAACAUUACUUUAUAACAUAUUUGAAUUUUCUUUCAUUGAUUACAAUUAAAUUAAAUAUUUUCGAUUUGGCUUUUUUAAUAAUAAUAUUGUUUUCAAACAGUUUUGGAACUCUGAGCUUGUCCAACGGUGCUUCUCCUUGGUUUUCAUCUAUCUCACUUCUAUAUUUGGUCAGAACUGACUGGUUGUUUGGUUUUUUUAAUAAUUAAUAAUACUUUGAUAAUUUGAUUAUUUUCACAUUUAACUUUAAUUUAAACUUAACAAUUGUCAUUUAAAUUUAACUUUAGUUUUUCAUAUUAACUUUAACGUCAUACCAAUUAGUUAACUACAUAUGACAACUUAGUCAUUUUCAAAAAUUUUAAAUAAUUUUAAUAACACAGAUGUCGCUAGGAACUAUUGUUUCCGUCAGCAGGCUGUCGUUUUGAAUAUUGUCAGUAACAGCUGUUCUUUGUACGAAUGGUGGCCAUUUUGUUAAAAAAAACACAUUAAAUGUGAUUUUUAACAUUUAAGGGUUUUUUACCCUAACCAGUGGUUAUAUCCCUGGGUUAAUUUUUAAAAUAUAGAAUGUGUUUGUUCGAAGUUUUCUCUUCUUUUGAGGUUUUUACACCUAUAAGACGAUAGCUCUGAUGAUGGCAUUAAUAUGCUGAAAGUACUUAGCUGAUUUAAUAAAUUAAUUUACACACUAUCAGUCUUUUGAAAACAUACACCAGUUCCCGUUUAGAUUUAUAUAGAAGUGUGUACAAGUCAAACAGUCUUUUUCUAUUCUAU
Molecule: messenger RNA, 3835 nt
Organism: Diabrotica virgifera virgifera (western corn rootworm)
Lineage: Eukaryota; Metazoa; Arthropoda; Insecta; Coleoptera; Chrysomelidae
Exons: 3
Coding region: 580-3027 (815 amino acids)
Source: RefSeq, a predicted model, not a curated record